Molecule: messenger RNA, 3417 nt
Organism: Gadus chalcogrammus (walleye pollock)
Lineage: Eukaryota; Metazoa; Chordata; Actinopteri; Gadiformes; Gadidae
Gene: grm4
Product: glutamate receptor, metabotropic 4
Exons: 9
Coding region: 100-2214 (704 amino acids)
Biological process (GO): G protein-coupled glutamate receptor signaling pathway; regulation of synaptic transmission, glutamatergic
Cellular component (GO): membrane
Molecular function (GO): adenylate cyclase inhibiting G protein-coupled glutamate receptor activity
Source: RefSeq, a predicted model, not a curated record
CAGGUCAGCUACGCCUCCACCGCCCCCGAGCUCAGCGACAACUCCCGCUACGACUUCUUCUCCCGGGUGGUGCCCCCGGACACUUACCAGGCCCAGGCCAUGGUGGACCUGGUGAAGGCCAUGCGCUGGAACUAUGUGUCCACCGUGGCGUCCGAAGGCAACUACGGAGAGAGCGGCGUUGACGCCUUCAUCCAGAAGUCCCGGGAAGACGGGGGUCUGUGCAUCUCCCAGUCAGUGAAGAUCCCACGCGAGCCCAGAACCGGAGAGUUUGACAAAAUCAUCCGUCGCCUGAGUGAAAACCCCAACGCCCGCGUGGUCAUCAUCUUUGCCAACGAGGAUGACAUCAGGAGACUCCUCCAGGCGGCUAAGAAAGCUAAUCAGACUGGCCACUUCAUCUGGGUGGGCUCAGACAGCUGGGGGUCCAAGAUAUCCCCCAUCUUGAAUCAGGAGGAGAUGGCCGAGGGUGCCGUUACCAUCCUGCCCAAGAGACAGUCGAUACGAGGUUUCGAUCGGUAUUUUACCAGCCGCACGCUGGAGAACAACAGGCGGAACAUUUGGUUUGCUGAGUUCUGGGAAAAUAACUUCCAAUGCAAGCUGAGUCGCCAUGCACUGAAGAAAGGAUCUGGCGUCAAGAAAUGCACAAAUCACGAGCGAAUCGGAAGGGACUCCUCCUACGAGCAGGAGGGCAAGGUGCAGUUUGUGAUCGACGCCGUGUACGCCAUGGCCCACGCCCUGCACAACAUGCACCGCAGCCUGUGCCCCGGCAACGUGGGCCUGUGCCCCAAGAUGGAGACCAUCAACGGGACGCUGCUGCUCAAGUACAUCCGCGAUGUCAACUUCACAGGUAUUGCUGGCACACCGGUAGUGUUCAAUGUGAAUGGAGAUGCUCCAGGUCGCUAUGAGAUCUACCAGUACCAGAUUACCAACAGCACCAUGGAGUACAAGAUCAUCGGCCACUGGACCGAUCACCUCCACUUAGACACCAACCAGAUGCAGUGGCCCGGCGCCUCCCAGGACGUCCCCUCCUCCAUCUGCAGCCAGCCCUGCCAGGCGGGGCAGCGCAAGAAGACGGUGAAGGGCAUCCCGUGCUGCUGGCACUGCGAGAACUGCGACGGCUACCAGUACCAGGCCGACACGUACAGCUGCAAGAUGUGCCGCUUCGACCUGAGGCCCAACCCCAACCACACGGGCUGCGACCCCAUCCCCAUCGUCAAGCUGGAGUGGAGCUCCCCCUGGGCUGUGUUCCCCGUGCUCAUCGCCGUGCUGGGCAUCAUGGCCACCAUGUUCGUGGUGCUCACCUUCAUCCGCUACAACGACACGCCCAUCGUGAAGGCCUCCGGGCGGGAGCUCAGCUACGUGCUGCUGACGGGCAUCUUCCUGUGCUACGCCACCACCUUCCUGAUGAUCUCCACGCCCGACGUGGGCAUAUGCUCGCUGCGAAGGAUAUUCUUGGGCCUGGGCAUGAGCAUCAGCUACGCGGCGCUGCUCACCAAGACCAACCGCAUCUACCGCAUCUUCGAGCAGGGCAAGAUGUCGGUGAGCGCCCCGCGCUUCAUCUCGCCCGCCUCCCAGCUGGUCAUCACCUUCACCCUGAUCUCGGUGCAGCUCCUGGGGGUGUGCAUCUGGUUCGGCGUGGACCCCUCGCAGGCCGUCAUCGACUACGAGGACCAGCGCACCUCCAACCCGCUGAUGGCCCGGGGGGUGUUGAAGUGCGACAUCUCGGACCUGUCGCUCAUCUGUCUGCUGGGGUACAGCAUGCUGCUCAUGGUCACCUGCACCGUCUACGCCAUCAAGACCCGAGGCGUGCCGGAGACGUUCAACGAGGCCAAGCCCAUCGGCUUCACCAUGUACACCACCUGCAUCGUGUGGCUGGCCUUCAUCCCCAUCUUCUUCGGGACUUCUCAGUCAGCAGAAAAGCUGUACAUCCAGACCACCACCCUGACCAUCUCGGUCAGCCUGAGCGCCUCCGUCUCUCUGGGCAUGCUGUACAUGCCUAAGGUCUACGUGGUCCUCCUCCACCCUGAGCAGAACAUUCCCAAGCACAAGCGCAGCCUGAAGGCGGUGGUGACCGCCGCCACCAUGUCCAACAAGUUCAACCCCAAGGGCGGCCUGCGGCCCAACGGGGAGGCCAAGUCUGAGCUGUGCGAGAGCCUCGAGACACAGGCAUUGGCCUCCAAGCAGACAUACAUAAGCUACAGUAAUCACGCCAUCUAACCGACCAGAGAGCUGCACAAGGGAGCCACGAGCGAGAAGCCUGCCUUAGGAGCGAGCACCUGACACUGGAGAGAACGCUAAAAAUACCGGAGAAACUCUGAGCUCCAAGGGAGAGAAGGGACCGAGGGGUAAUGGGGACGGGGAAAUGUCACUCCUUGUGCAGAGGAAGAAGAAGAGGAGGAAGAAGAAGAUGUCAUGUCUUUUUGUUUUUGAAUAGUGAUUAAGGCUUGCAAAGAAAUGGUAUUUUUGGGGGGUUUGGGAUUUCGUUGUCAGGUGGCAGAUUGGUUGAAUUGUUGAGAGAAUCCCAUCAAAGUAUUUUUCCUUGUUUCCACUCUUUUCUGUGAUGUAAUACGAGUGUAGCGCAGUAACAUUACUUUCUGACGCGGGCCAGGUGAGCGAACCGUUCAGGGCCUGCAGUAUAUUUGUUAUUUUUAAAGUGUGGAGAAUAUGACCACGAUUGCUUUUUUUAAAGGUCCGAGUCUCAUUUGAACCUGUGCGUAUUUCCUUAUUUGCUCUUAAUGCAAGCGUUUCUUUUUGCUCAAACGCAAGCGACAUCGCAGACAAAACAGUUGUGCGCGGCAUUGUGUCGGAGAUGCCAGUGUAAGGCCACACAAACAGCGGUACACUCCAGUGUCCACUCGCUUUACUGUAAUCAGAAAAAACGAAAAAAGAAGCACCGCGUCGGAAAACUCGAAACGAAAUGCGAGGACCGGCCCGUUUCCUCGUUAUCGUUCUGUGACGGUACUAAAGAUGAUGGCGUCCGACGUGCCGCUAGCCAGAUAAACCCUGUGUAUAGUCCCCAAGCAUGCCUGUGGGAGCCUCACGUCUUCUGUGCUGUGUUGUCAACGUCUAUGGAAUGCAACAUGUGUCAUGGUCAUUCACGGUGGCGUCUCCAUAAGACUAGUGUUGAACACAUACACACAUACACAGACACGCACAGACACACACAGACACACACACAGACACACAAUCUCUCACACACACACACACAAACACACACACACAGACACACAGACACACACACACACACCAAGACACUUUGAGAUUCUACCAUACAUGCACACUGUCUAGGUUUAUUGGCCCUUAUCUAUCAUGCAAUCGUUUUAUAUGCCACAAAUGUAAAAUAUGACGAUUAUUUAAAGUAUGUCUAAAGAGGAUGUGGUAUUUUCAACAAAUAAAUUGGGAGUUAAAAAAAAAAUGGAG